Entrophospora sp. SA101 is the source of this 405-nucleotide messenger RNA. The record is from the annotation of a GenBank genome assembly. Lineage: Eukaryota; Fungi; Glomeromycota; Glomeromycetes; Entrophosporales; Entrophosporaceae.
AUGUCUAAACUUGAAGUUAUCGAACCGUCUGACAGUGAAUUAAAAGAUAUCGCUCUUGCUUUACAAAAAAUUUGGGCUUUAGAUUAUAAUCGAUUGAAACCUGAAAUUGAUUAUGUUGUUAAUCUACCAAUAGUUGAACGCAAAGGUGACAACACACCAGAAAAACUUUUUCAAUUCGUCACAGAUCGUGCAAAAAAAAUCCCAACCUACAAUCUUUUCUAUCUUUUGCUUGACAAUUACAUUCCAGAAACUGGAAUACCAGAAAAAGUCGAUGUAUUAGAAUUAAAAGAAAACGAACAAUUCAUUAAAGCAUGUAUGCAAACUGCUCCUAUGAUUUAUGUUUACAAGGUAUUCGAUGAUGGAAGAAGGGAUGAAUUGGCACAUUUAUGGGUUAUUGAAUUAUAA